Molecule: messenger RNA, 1833 nt
Organism: Alternaria incomplexa
Lineage: Eukaryota; Fungi; Ascomycota; Dothideomycetes; Pleosporales; Pleosporaceae
Exons: 1
Coding region: 1-1833 (610 amino acids)
Biological process (GO): transmembrane transport
Cellular component (GO): membrane
Molecular function (GO): transmembrane transporter activity
Source: RefSeq, a predicted model, not a curated record
AUGUCACCCCCGAGGUCCAAGCGGAACAGCGGCAAUGCCAUCACCACCAUCGACAAGCUCGACUACCCGCCCAACUCGCCCCGUCGCCCGCUGCUCGCCCCCGACGACGACACCGAAUCCCAGCGCCGCAGCAACGACACGAGUUACGCCGGCAGCUUCUUCGAGCAGGUGGCCGAAGGCAUCUACGAGCAGGACCGCGUCAAGAUGCAGCGCGCCGUGCUACGAUGGCUGAGCUUCGUCUGGGCCAUCGUCAUCUGCCUCUGCGCUGGUAGCAUCACCGCCUUCUCCCUCUACGGCCACUUGUUCCAGUCCAAGCUGCACUACACCCAGGUCCAGGUCAACAUCGUCUCCAUCGGCGCCGAGCUCGGCCUCUACCUGCUCGUCCCCAUCUUCGGAUACCUCUGCGACCGUCUGGGCCCUGGCGUGCCUGCCGGUAUCGCUGGCCUUCUCUUCGGCUCGGGAUAUCUGCUGGCAGCCUUCGCCUUCAAGAGCGGCCCUCCGCCAUCUGCAGGCGGUCAUGGCUGGCCCUUCGGCGUCAUGGUGCUGGCCUUCGCCUUCGUCGGCAUGGGCACCAGCUGCAUGUACCUGUCUGCAGUAACAACAUGCGCGAAGAACUUUGGACGCGGAAACGCCAAGGGUGUGGCUCUGGCAGUGCCCAUCGCAGCCUUUGGACUCAGCGGCAUGUGGCAAAGUCAGGUUGGAAGCCGGCUGCUGUACGUGAGGAACCCGGAUGGCACCAAAGGCGACGUCGACGUGUACCGCUUCUUCCUCUUCCUCGGCAUACUCCUCCUCUGCGUGGGCGCCGUCGGCUUCUUCGCGCUGCGCAUCAUGGACGAAGAAGAGAUGAUCGACGAGGCAGUAGACGAGCUCGAAAGAUCUGGUCUGCUGCAGCGCGACGAGUUCUUUACUCAGGCUGCGCAGCAUCACGGCUACGGAACUAUGGAGACGCAGGACCUCUCCGACUCGACCUUUGACUUCCUCCAGUCCGAAGCUGAGCGUUUGAAGGCCAAGGCGGAAGAAGAGGCACGCAAGAAGACAUGGCUGCUGAACGAGGAGACUCGUCGGUACAUCAUGGACCCUACCAUGUGGUGGCUCGCAGGCGGCUUCUUCCUGGUUACUGGCCCUGGUGAGGCUUUCAUCAACAACCUAGGCACCAUCAUCGAGACGCUUACGCCUGCGCAUGUCGCCACUAACACCUCGCCUGCCACCCACGUCUCCAUCGUCGCCAUCACCUCCACACUCGCUCGCUUAAUCACCGGCACACUCUCCGAUGUCCUCGCCCCGGUUUCGUCUGGCAACUCCCACCGUCGUGGACCAGACUCCAUCGCGAACUCGCUAUCGUCACUCCCAUCCCUCGAGCAGCCGCGCCGAUUCACCGUCUCUCGCAUAACCUUCCUCCUGGCUUUCGCUUUCAUCCUCUCCCUCGGACAACUUCUCCUCGCGAGUGGGUGGGUGCAGAACCAUGCCUCCCGUUUUGCCGCCGUCUCCGCACUCAUCGGUGCUGGGUAUGGAGCCGUCUUCUCUCUUACACCUAUCGUCGUCUCAGUAGUAUGGGGCGUGGAGAACUUCGGUACAAACUGGGGCAUUCUAGCCAUGACACCGGCUGCCGGUGCUACGCUCUGGGGUGCUGUCUACGCCACGGUGUAUCAGAAAGCUGCAGAGAAUGGUGAAGCGGGUGUUCAGAAGGAUCCCGAGGACGUGCUUUGCCAUGGAAAGGCUUGCUAUGCGUCUACGUUCUGGGCCAUGACCAUCAGCGUGUGGAUUGCCAUGGGUCUCAUCUUCUUCGCUUGGAGGGGCCCAGGCGGGUGGAAGCAGAGGGGUGUUGCUGUAUAA